This is a messenger RNA of Syngnathus acus (greater pipefish), 2153 nucleotides long. RefSeq names its product calmodulin-1. Gene Ontology annotation, molecular function: calcium ion binding. Lineage: Eukaryota; Metazoa; Chordata; Actinopteri; Syngnathiformes; Syngnathidae. Bases 116 to 565 code for a protein of 149 amino acids. The transcript has 6 exons. The record is from RefSeq and is a predicted model, not a curated record.
CCCCUUUCUGGCCGCGGCAAUAUACGCGCGUUCACCCGCCAGUGGAGCUCCAUCUAAGGAACGAGCACAUUCCUAGUCUGCCUCCACACACCGACAAGCACACAAUCCAUCCGACAUGGCCGACCAACUAACAGAGGAGCAGAUUGCAGAGUUCAAGGAGGCCUUCUCCUUAUUCGACAAGGAUGGCGACGGCACCAUCACCACCAAAGAACUUGGCACCGUCAUGAGGUCGCUGGGACAGAACCCCACAGAGGCUGAGCUGCAGGACAUGAUCAAUGAGGUGGACGCUGACGGUAAUGGAACCAUUGACUUCCCAGAGUUUUUGACCAUGAUGGCAAGGAAAAUGAAGGACACAGACAGCGAGGAGGAAAUUCGUGAGGCCUUUCGGGUAUUUGAUAAGGAUGGAAACGGCUACAUCAGCGCCGCAGAGCUUCGUCACGUCAUGACGAACCUGGGCGAGAAGCUAACGGACGAGGAGGUGGACGAGAUGAUCAGAGAAGCAGACAUUGACGGAGACGGUCAGGUCAACUACGAAGAGUUUGUACAGAUGAUGACUGCAAAGUGAAGCUUGCCCACCCUAUUCUGUUCCCUCUUAGAAGAAAAAAGAAAAAAAAUGGGAAAAAAAAUCCAAAUGUUUUACUUACCUCUUGGAGAAAAAAAAAAAGUUCAUUUAUUCAUACUGUUUCUGUAUAGAAAAUAAUUGAAUGUUGAAAUACAAUAUCCUUCUGUCCACACAGGGAAAUAAAAAAAAAAAAUAGACAAAAAUAUCUGCAUGAAAAAGAUGGUUAGUGAUCCUUCCCCUCCCUUCCCUCCUCCCCUUCCUUCCUCUGGAAAUCAAUUUAGCAUCAGUACUGAUCAAAUAAUAACAUCCACCCUGUAACGACUACUUUCAGACUUAAGCAAAGAAGUUGGUGUCCAGUUCCGUUUGCUCGUGGUAAAUGUCCGGGCUGGUCAUUUCCGCUAUAUCUCUCUUUUUCUGUUCUUUGUGCAUGCAAGCUUGAGACCGGAGCACAUACAAACACCCCCCGUCUCCCCCUCCCCCCAUAUUCCUCCCACCUAAAUCUCCUCUGGGCUACUAGAGUGUGCUGUUUCCACCAUAGAGCCCCGGACGUCACAUGACUAUUCCCGUUUACCACAGUGGCAGUAAAGUAGCGCCGGCACGCCUUGCCAUGGAAUGAUUUCUAUAAUUUUCUCUGUCGAGUUUGCAUUAGCUUAGCAGGUUACAAAUUUAGCGUUCAGGCGUGUGUACUUAUAAUAAUUGCACGGGCGGCUGUUUAGUCGGCAACAUUUCGGUCGAUUAGAUUUUUUAUUGCAACGGUGGCGCACUCUUUCACCAUCAUUGAAAAGUAACAAAUAUUUUAUGACUGCUGUCCAUUUACAACAUGUUGGUUCUUGUUAAUGGUAGUCUGUAGAGUGCUCGUCACUUUUUCUUUUUUUUUUGCUGUCUACCAUUUUCAAAUUGUGGCUUUUGCGUUUACUCAAAAAGGAGUGACAUGCUUUCUAUACUGCCAAAGCAGCUUUGUUUACAUUUAGCGCAGUGCAUUGUGGGAUACGUGACGUCAACGUCCGGGGCUCUAUACGCUGUUCUCUUGAUGGUUUGGUACAGUUUUUUUGUAUUUGGAGAGGAACCCUGUAAUGUUAAGAUGAGAGAAUAUUCCAGGAUCUGUCUCAUUAAACAUAAAGUAAAAUGGGACUUAAUUGUUUGCCAGUUUAAAAUUGAAAAAAAAAAAGUGUAAAAAAAAGAAAAAAAAGAAAACAAAAACAUUUUGGCAUGUUUUUUUGUUUUUUGGGGGGGGUUAUAUGGAUGACCAUCUUAGUAGUCGUGUGUCCUGCCCUUUAAAAGGAGGAGGCGGGGGGGACUUCAAGAGUCUUACAGUGAGCUUUCUUUCUUUGAUUUGUUUUUCUUUUUCAUUCUUUCGCUGAGAUGGAGUGUCUGUCCUGUUUUCUUGCAAGAGAAUCACUGGCCUUCACUUUUUUUUUUCUCUUCUGUUUCUCGACUCGGACGGGCGAGCGGCAUGCUGUGUUGACGGCGCACGCUGUUGAGCAUGCCGCCGCUCUACAUCCGAGUUCAGUUUACAUUCAUUCCAAGUUGUACAUGCUAUAGUUUUUUUUUGUUUUUGUUUUUUUUUUUCAAAUAAAAACCAUGAACUUUA